This is a messenger RNA of Gadus morhua (Atlantic cod), 5008 nucleotides long. RefSeq names its product kelch-like family member 8 (gene klhl8). The transcript is spliced from 23 exons. The coding region runs from base 1623 to 3476 and encodes 617 amino acids. The record is from RefSeq and is a predicted model, not a curated record. NCBI's taxonomy places the organism in Eukaryota, Metazoa, Chordata, Actinopteri, Gadiformes, Gadidae. Gene Ontology annotation, molecular function: protein binding.
GUCAUUACACCAGGACCUCCUUGGGGUAGGACCUGGGGAAACCACACAGGAAGGCGGCAGGGGAGGACAGGCAGCAUGCAUUUGAGAAUCAUUCUUGUGGCCACCAGCUUAGUUUUUGCCUUUGUGAAUGUUUCAAGAGCCCAGCUAGGGAAGUCCGGGGCCGGUCCUGAUUUGGGGGCCACUGGGUUGUGGGAGGGCUCGGCUCCCAACAACUCGUCUCCCAUCAGUAACAGCUCCUCCCCGUCCAGGGGGGUCCUCCAGGGGUUCUGCUACCUGGGAGUGUCCGUCCUGGGCUUCGGCUCCUCCAUGGUACCCGUACGAAGCCGGGACGUUGGCGACGGUUUUUUCUACCAGCUGAUUUUCUGCAGCACCAUGGCCCUUGAGGCUCUCUUUGCCUUCCUGAUCCGAGGCUGUCCUGAGGUCCGGGCCCUGGGCCUUCUGGCAGGCUUCCUGUAUAGCUUGGGGAAUUUGGCCACUGUGCCCAUCAUUAAGACCAUUGGACUUGGUCUGGGCACCCUGAUCUGGUCCAUUUUCUCUCUGCUCAUUGCGUGGGCCACGGCCAGAUUUGGCUGGUUUGGGAUUGACCCACAAGACGUGCCUAAUCCUACCCUCAACUAUAUUGGAACUGGAUUCACAGCAAUGAGUCCCCUGAUACUCUUCUUCCUCAAGAUGGACGACAGGCCGGAGGAGGAGGAGGAGGACAACGAAAGGCAGCCGCUUCUGCAGAGAGGCAGCCUUCCAUUAGUACAGCUUGGCCCUGAAGAUACCCUGAAGAUCAGCUUAUUUGAUAGCCUCAGUCACCCGACCAAAAGGAUCCUGGGUACCGUACUUGCUGUCUGUUCAGGAAUCUGCUAUGGGUGUUCGUACACACCCAUCUUAUACAUAAAGGACAAUUCCUUGAAGAACCACACUCACUUCCGGGGUGCAAGUCAGUUUGACCUGGACUAUCUUUUUCCACAUAUGGUUGGGAUUAAUGCACUGACCACAGUGGUUUUCUUCGGAUAUUGCUUUGUUCUGAAAAAUAGGCCUCAGUUACCAAACUGUGUGGUACCCGCUUUCCUCGGUGGAUCCCUUCAUUUUGUUUCCUACUUCGCCUUCUUUGAAGCUUGCUAUUACCUGGGAACGAUCAUCACAUACCCAAUUGGCUGCACAGGUCCAGCAUUGAUAUCUCUUUUAUGGAGUGUAUUUUACUUUAAAGAACUAAGAGGUUUGAGAAAUCUCCUUAUCCUGGCAGCUGUGAUCGUCACUGUUGUAUGCGGAGUCACUUUGAUUACUUUGUCAAAGAUUGACCCCUGAGAUCAACAUCAUGCCCUGUUGUUUUAACAACUGUCUACGGAUAAUCUCUCGGUCGUUUAAUGUCUAAAUACGUUAUGAUUCUGUGCAUCGGAACUGCCUUUGCAUCAACGACAUGGUCUGAAAAAUAUGUACAGGUCAAUACCCAAGAACGUCUCUUUAAAACUGCAAUACCAAGAAGGAACUACAAUACCCAGAGGACAUUGCAAACAACACCCGCACGUCUGCAAAAGGCUGCCGUCUCGUUGAUACACAAACGAAUGGAUCUAAAUUAAAGUUGUGACAUUUUAUUCAUGGCUGCCAGAUGAGGUACAUGCUCCUGUAGACCGAUGGCGCCGGGCGACGUGGUGCCGGAGCACGCCAAGCAGCCCAAGCAGCCCAAGCCCAAGGAGAAGCGGCCCGGCUCCAAGGCCCUGAAGGCGGAGUGCGAUGCGGACGGCUCCUUCGUGUUCGAGGCCCACGAGGCCUGGAAGGACUUCCACAACUCCCUGCGCCACUUCUACGAAGUCGGGGAGCUAUGUGACGUCACGCUGAAGGUGGGCAGCAGGCUGAUACCAUGCCACAAGCUGGUCCUGGCCUGCGUCAUCCCCUACUUCAGGGCCAUGUUCCUGUCGGAGAUGGCGGAGGCCAAGCAGGAGCUGAUCGAGAUCAAGGACUUUGACGGGGACGCCAUCCACGACCUGGUGCACUUUGCCUACUCGUCCCGGCUCAUCCUGACCGUGGACAACGUCCAGCCGCUGCUGUACGCCGCCUGCAUCCUCCAGGUGGAGCUGGUGGCGCGGGCCUGCUGUGAGUACAUGAAGGCCCACUUCCACCCCACCAACUGCCUGGCGGUGCGCACCUUCGCCGAGAGCCACAACCGCGUGGACCUGAUGGACAUGGCGGACCGCUACGCCUGCGAGCACUUCUGCGCCGUGGUGGAGUGCGAGGACUUCCCGUGCGUGUCGCCGCAGCACCUGCGCACGCUGCUGUCGUCGGGCGAGCUCAACAUCCACGCCGAGGCGCAGGUCUACAGCGCCGCCGUCAAGUGGCUGGCCGCCAACCCCCAGCACCACGAGGCCUGGCUGGACCAGAUCCUGUCUCAGGUGCGCCUGCCGCUGCUCCCCGUGGACUUCCUGACGGGGACGGUGGCCAAGGAGGAGAUGAUCAAAGGGAACCUGAGCUGCCGGGACCUGCUGGACGAGGCCAGGAACUACCACCUCCACCUCAGCAACAAGGUGGUGCCCGACUUUGAGUACUCGGUCCGCACCACGCCCAGGAAACACACAGCAGGCGUCCUGUUCUGCGUGGGCGGCCGCGGCGGCUCUGGAGACCCGUUCCGCAGCAUCGAGUGCUACUCCAUCACCAAGAACAGCUGGUUCUUCGGGCCCGAGAUGAACAGCCGAAGACGCCAUGUUGGAGUCAUCUCUGUCGGAGGGAAGGUGUAUGCCGUGGGAGGUCACGACGGCAGUGAGCACCUGGGCAACAUGGAGAUGUUUGACCCCCUCACCAACAAGUGGAUGAUGAUGGCCUCCAUGAACACCAAGAGGCGGGGCAUCGCGCUUGCGGCGCUGGGCGGUCCGAUCUACGCCAUCGGAGGCCUCGACGACAACUCGUGCUUCAACGACGUGGAGCGCUACGACAUCGAGAGCGACCGCUGGAGCGCCGUGGCCCCCAUGAACACGCCCCGCGGCGGGGUCGGCUCCGUGGCCCUGGGGAGCCACGUGUACGCAGUGGGGGGCAACGACGGGGUGGCGUCCCUGUCCAGCGUGGAGCGCUUCGACCCCCACCUCAACAAGUGGACGGAGGUGACGGAGAUGGGCCAGCGGAGGGCCGGCAACGGCGUCAGCAAGCUCAACGGGUGUCUGUAUGUCGUCGGCGGCUUCGAUGACAACUCCCCUCUGAGCUCAGUCGAGCGGUUUGACCCGCGCUCCAACGACUGGGAGUACGUGUCGGAGCUGACCACGCCGCGGGGCGGGGUCGGCGUCUCCACGGUGAUGGGCCGGGUGUUCGCCGUGGGCGGGCACAACGGCAACAUCUACCUGAACACAGUGGAGGCAUUCGAGCCGCGCAUGAACCGGUGGGAGCUGGUGGGCUCGGUGUCCCACUGCCGUGCGGGGGCUGGCGUGGCCGUCUGCCUCUCCCACAUCAGCCAGAUCAGAGACGUGGGCCUGGGCUCCAGCAACGUGGUCAACUGCAUGUGAUAGCAGGCCGGGUAGAACUCCAUAUCCCAUGGAACCCGACGGCCACAGCCCUCGAUCCCACCAAGACACCCACACUCCCACUGACUCCGACUCAAUGGCCGCACCGCAAUCCCUUUUGUUUGGGUUUAUCUUAGGGUUUCCUCACCGAAAAAAACACUUUGCACACACACUUAUGACAUUUCUUUCGCUCUCGCAGACGGCAAAGACUUGAGUCCUGAGGAGGAUUCCUUUGAGGAGGAUUCUGAGGAGGAUUCUGUCUAUAUUGUGUUUUAUGAAUGCGUUAUCAAUCUGAAGCCAUGUCUGAAGCCUUCCUCUUUUAAGAAGGACUUCCCCUCCUGGGUCUUUCCCCGCCCGCUCGCAACCCCCCCCCCCCCACCCCCCCCGUUCAGUGAUGUGUUUAUUGUGUUACCUUGUCCUUCUGCUUCCUUGGUUUGACCUCUUGUCAGUAAGUGUUGUUUUGUUAUUUUAAUAAGGGAAAACGUUCACAGACAUUAAGCGUUGCUUCCUGGACCAACUAUAAGAGUCAGAAGAGUACAAAACUAUCUCUUUAACCUUUCGUUUGACCCCUUUCUAGAGAUUGCACUUAUAACCCUCCCGCUCGGAUCAUCGACGGGAGGCUCAUGCUGGCGAGAACGUCACCAACACGCAGGAACAACUGAUUUCAGUUAAUUUUGUAUUUUGUGCAGUUGUUUACGUAUUCGAAAUAUCUUGCAAAGCGAGGGACGGUCGACCAUUUUGGAUCAGGGGGGGUGGAUCUCUUUCUUUGUGCUCUUUUCGACAGGGUCGCCCACAUCACAAGGGCCGCUACUUGUCCUGGCAACAAUCGUCCCCGGGGUGCGUUGCUAGCUGCACUCAAUAAAACAAUCUGCAGAGGUCAAUCCGAGUUGUCAGGGAAUCCUAAACCUUGAUUUGUUUUCUGUGUCAGGUAGCUUGACGAUAGCAGGUCUGUUCGUAACCCUUUAGUCAUGUAAGUGAUGACAUUCAAAAAAAAGAAUUGAGGUGUCUCUCUGCCUAAAGACACAAGUAUAUUUUAAUAUAUAUUAUAUAUAUAUAUAGACACACGUGUAUAUAUAUAUAAAUAUAUAUGUUUUUUGUAGGAUGAAUGGGGUGUAUCUUUUGUGGCGUUUGAUUUGAUACACUGGGUUAGCCGUAGCUAGGCACUGAUCUAUAGUACAUGGCAAGUUUGUUCUUUUGUGGGAUUUGUUUCAAUUGUUUUUCAAUUGAUUACGUAUUUCCUUUUUUUUUUUUACUAUUUGUUGGAAGACUUUUGGACUAUGUUUCAGGCAUUUUGGAUGAUCCGUUUUUGAUACAGCCUGACUGAAUGGGGUUAUUUUGAGUUAUGCUGACAUUCUGAGGUAUUUUUUGAUGGUGGUAGCAUGGUGUAUCUACUUGCCAAUUUGUUUAAAAUAAGUGUAAAAGGUUUGCUGUUCUACCUAUUUGUUAUUCCCAUUCCUCCUUUUGGAUUGCUUGAGUCUUAUUACGUUAACCUAUUUGAUGUCAUUGGUUCUAAUAAAUUUAAGCAUUGAAUAAGA